CAAGUCAAACAGAACAAAUACCUCCAGAUAAUUCUUUUCCAAGGGAAGCUUUCAGCUGAUGAAAUAAUUUGGGCAGAAAUGUGGAAAAAAAAAUGUAGAAUGUUGAGCAACAAGGUGUCCCUGGCCAUGGUCUUUGAGGUCCUUUCCAGCCCAAACCACCCUGGGGUUCUGUGACUCCAUGUUAAAUAGAAAGAGUGCUACUCACUUGGCUUGACAGGCAAAAAUAAACUUUAAAUUAAUAAAUUCAAAUGGUACUAAACUAAGCUAAACCCUGAUGCUACAAAUAAAUGUUCUGGUUUAUACAUUAAACAAUCUGACUGUUUAGUUGGUUCUAUUCUUUAUUUCUCAGUGGUAAGAGCUGUGAGAAGCUGGGGUGAAUUCCAGUUGUUUCAUGUUCAAGAAUGUUUAAUUUAGAAUCUCACAGAAGCAGAAUGGGUCUCAUGAAGAUUUUAAGAUCACGGCCUGGGUUUGAAAGGACAAUCUACAAAACUAAGAAAGUUUAUGAAAAAGGGGGAAAUAAGCUGGAAAAGAAUAUUAUUACAUAAACAUAUACAUAUACAAAAUACAAAUGGAUAUAAAUUGGAGAUGAAUAAAUGUAUAUGAAUUAGUAGGAGAAUGGUUCUAAUGAUUAAAGGAAAGAGUCUUUGGGUUGUUAUCUCUAGAUAAAGUCUUUAGUCAAUUUUGCUACACUGAGGAAAGAAAGAUAAAUUGUUUCAAGGUGGAAUGUCUGAAGUUAGAGAAGGGAAGGCCAAAAAUGCCACAAAGGGCUCGGUUAAGGAAGAACGGUUUCCAUGGGAAAAUAAAUAUUUAUGAAAAAUAACUGGGGCGUCAAAAUCACAGAAAAGACCCUGGUGGUAAGAAGAGGAAGGAGAAAGAUACUAAACUUCGAGGGAGAGAAGGUGAGAGGUUCAGGUUUCGCUUUCAGCCAUGCUUUCUUCAGAAGAUAACAGACACCAACAGAGAAAAGAAGAUGUCACAUCUCCUUUGGAGGACGCUGCAAGAGAAAGGCGAAGGAUUUGGGUCAUGGAGGCCCCUGCUAUAGAUGAAGAACAACGUUUCAUUUCACCUUUUCUGGGAUGGAGAUUUCUUCUCAUCAGUUUCACCUCUUGCAGCAACUAAAUGAGCAGCGCAGGCAGGACUUGUUCUGUGACUGCAACAUCCUGGUGGAGGGCAAGGUGUUCAAAGCCCAUCGCAAUGUGCUGUUUGCCAGCAGUGGCUACUUCAAAAUGCUCCUUUCGCAGAGCUCGAAGGAGACGAGUCAGUCCACGACAGCCACUUUCCAGGCCUUUUCUCCUGACACCUUCACAGUCAUCCUAGAUUUUGUGUAUUCAGGCAAACUGUCGCUCACUGGUCAGAAUGUGAUCGAAGUCAUGUCAGCUGCCAGCUACCUGCAGAUGACCGAUGUGAUCAGCGUGUGUAAAACCUUCAUCAAGUCGUCGCUGGACAUCAGCGAGAAGGAGAAGGAUCGCUACUUCAGCCUGUCAGACAAAGAUGUGAGUUCCAACGGCGUGGAGCGCUCCUGUGUGUACGGCGGGGGGUGGAGGGCAGAGAGCAGCCCCCCGCACUCCCACUCCAGCCCAGACCCUGCCACGUGCAUGAUGGGCGGCAACGCUUGGGGCAGUUUCAACUAUUACCCCAGCUCUCAAAGAAAUGCCCAGCAGCAGCUGUCCAAACACGAGCAGCGGCAGGAUUCCCUGAAGAAGCCGCGGCACGCGGGGCUGCAGCAGCCCUCGGACAUCCCGCACUAUAAAUCCAGCAAGCUGGAGGACAGGGCUGCCGAGCCCGCCGGGCACGCCGCGCCGCCCGAGGAGCAGGUGCACAUCGACACGGAGCUGGAGGCUCCUCACGUGGGCUUCCAGUUCGGCCAGGGGGCUGAGGUGCUGCCCAGGGGCCUGGCCGUGUCCCAGCAGGAGCACGAGUCGCCCCGCUCCUCCGGCAAAUCCAAGGCCUCCAAAGCUGAGGAGCAGUACGGGAGCAUGCCCUCCAUCCUGGGAGUCAUGGGGAGCUGGGCUGAAGAUGACCUGGCCAGGAUGAGGUUCAAGUGCCCGUUCUGCAGCCACGUGGUGAAGAGAAAAGCCGACCUGAAGCGUCACCUCCGCUGUCACACGGGCGAGCGGCCGUACCCCUGCGAGGCGUGUGGGAAGAGGUUCAGCAGGCUGGAUCACCUCAGCAGCCAUUUUCGAACUAUCCACCAGGCGUGCAAGCCCAUCUGCAGGAAGUGCAAGCGGCACGUCACCGAGCUGACGGGGCAGGUGGUGCAGGAGGGCACGCGGCGCUACAGACUGUGCAACGAGUGCCUGGCCGAGGCUGGCAUCGACAGCAUCCGCAUUGACUUGGAGGCUGAGGCUCCCCUGGAGUUCCCACAGGACGGGGACAAGGAUUCCAGGUGGCACUACGGCGGGGAGGACAACAGGUCUGACGUGGAGAUCGUGGAGGAUGGCUCCAGCGACUUGGUCAUUCAGCAAGUGGAUGACAGCGAGGAUGAGGCGGAGGAGAAGGAAGUGAAACCAAACAUUAGGUAGCUGGAAGAGACAAGGAUUGGGAAUUCUGUGGAAGAGGGAGGAUGUGCUGGGAGCAAAUGCCCUCUGCCAGCUGAUCCUACAGACACAUGUGGUUGAACAGGUCCAGACUUGCAUGUAUUUAUGGACACGUCAUUGAGGCCAUGCUGGUUUGUUAGCAGAACCCCCAUGUGUUGUUUGGUUAAAAAGAUCCAUCCUGGAAUUAGGGAUAAACAAGGAAAUGCAGUAGUACAUGGAUAAUUUUUAUAGCAGGCAAUGGGGCAUGUCUCAAAGCCUUUUGCAAGGAGCUCUGAAUACUUUUUAAAAGUUGCAGAUUAUUGUAAAUUACCCAAUUUUUACACUUGGAGAGAGAUGGGGUUUAUAUCACUGGGCCAUAAACAAAGUGUAAAACUCCCCACACCAGACAACCUCUCUUGAGUGUUCAGAAGUGAAGAGAAUCUUCCAUGAAAUUUCAUGAAAUCUUCAUGUUAUGAUAAGGCAAACAACAGCUAAUUAAGAAAGAGCAUUUAAAAUGUUUUGGCACUUUUGUCUGGAAAAGGAUUUCUGUAAAAUUUAUUAGGAUGAGAUGAAUUUUAGUAGAUCAUAUGUUCAAGACUGAUUUCUUUAAAAGAAAAUAAGCACAUAAAUGCUUAACACAUCAGAGACAAACUGAUUAAAAAUUUGGAUCAUUAAUUGAUGGCAGUAAAUGUUUUAGUCUCAAAAUUAGGAUCUCAGACUGGGCUAUUUUAAGAAGCACUAUUAAAAUACUCUUUUUUUAGAUUUUGAAACCUCUCAAAAGUGCCCAGACAUGAUGGGAUUGUUGGGGUGCAGGGCCAGGAGUUGGAUUUGGAUGAUCCUUGUGGGUCCCCUCCAGCUCAGGAUAUUGAAUUCUGUGCAACUUUUCCAGUCUGCACCACUGAGACCAAGAUGUACUGGAAGUUCUAGACACCAUAUUUGUGUCAGUUCACCCACAAUUAGGCUACAGAGAUGACUUAUGAUGAAGAAAUGUUACUUUUUUAGGAAAUGGAGCUUGGUUUUGCUGCUUGGUGAGUUUCUCUUAGCCAGCACUGGCAACAGGAGAGGAGCAGGAGAUGCUCCUGGGGUGCUGCUGCUCUGCAUUCCUUGGACACACCUGAGUGUUGUUCCAACUUUUGGGAUCAUGGGACUCAAUGGCUGUAGACUUAGAAAAUGAUAUCUAUUUUUUUCUUUUUUACAGCUUUGUAAGCAUGUUUGGCUGAAGCCCGGGUUUCUUACUCAACAAUCCCACAUUCAUAUGUAUAUGUAUAUGUACUAUAUAACCUUGCCCAGGGACAGCUAAAAUGUCACUAUUUUCUUUUUAGUUGUGUAAAAAUUGUAUAACUUUCUUGUAUCAUCAUGACCAGAGAGUGCAGAAUUUUCAUUCCAGGCUGCAGGUGACCAACAAAUGACAACUGGAGAACUUCAUGCUAAAUUCAGUGUAAGCAUUAAGCACCCUCCUCUUCAUGGGAAGCAUCCCAAGGACACAAGAAAUGGUGUUUUAUUGUUCCUACAAAAAUUAGAAUUGAUUGGCUUAGGUUUGGGGUGGGGGUAAUUUAAAAAUCUUCAUGAUUACCCAGAUGAAAACAUCUUAAACAAGACUUACACUUGAUUUUAUGGGACAUUUGGUCAGCAGCUCAAAAAUGGACUUGGUGUGAAAACAGACAUUUAAUUUCUUGGAGCUUUUCAACUCCUAAAAUGCCUGUUAUUAAAUGGCUUAGAAAUA
Passer montanus (Eurasian tree sparrow) is the source of this 4239-nucleotide messenger RNA. RefSeq names its product zinc finger and BTB domain-containing protein 8A-like. The record is from RefSeq and is a predicted model, not a curated record. The coding region runs from base 1077 to 2522 and encodes 481 amino acids. NCBI's taxonomy places the organism in Eukaryota, Metazoa, Chordata, Aves, Passeriformes, Passeridae. The transcript is spliced from 4 exons. Gene Ontology annotation, biological process: regulation of transcription by RNA polymerase II. Gene Ontology annotation, molecular function: RNA polymerase II cis-regulatory region sequence-specific DNA binding; protein binding; DNA-binding transcription factor activity, RNA polymerase II-specific.